AUGUCCAACUCGAUCACGGGCACCACCUUUGCGCAGAUCAUCGAUCGCGUCGUGCAGGCAUCGCAGAAUGACUUCGAGGAGAGCGGUGUCGACCAGCAGACGCUGCAGGAGAUGAAAGAGAUAUGGCAGAAGAAACUCUCGGCUCUCCAUGUGGCCCAGAUGCCGUGGGACCCGCCGCCGCCGCAGCCGCAGAUCAGCAACCCGCCGACUGUCCCGUCGAAUGAUGCUGCAAAGCCGACGAUGCAGCAGCAGAUGCCGCCUGCCGCCUCGCAACCGCCCAAUCAGCAAUACGGAUCCCAGGUUCGCGUCAAGCAGGAGCCGGGCAACGGCUAUGAGAACAGCAUGCCCGGCUACAACAUGAAUGGCUACAGCCUUCCCAACGGCAAUGUCGCCCAACAGCGUGCUGCCGCCCUGCUACAACAGAACUUUGGCGCUCAAGCUCAGGCUUCAAUUGCCUCGGCGUAUCCCCCGCAGAACAAUGUUGGCCUCCCUGGCCACCACCAGCAGCAGCCGCCGCCGCCGCAGCAGCAGCAGCAGCAGCAGCGUCCCAUGAAUCUUCAGAUGCCUCCGAACCGCCAGCAACAAGCUCAACAGCACCCACCGCCGCAACAGCAGGGCCAUCCCCCCAACCAACCCCAGCAACAGCAGCCGAACUCUGUGUAUGCUGCUCAAACCGACGGGGCUGGAGAUGCCGAGGACCAAUGGAGAUCGCUGGUGAAUGCGAGACGUGCAGAGGCUGACGAGGCCAGGCUCCAUGCGGAUGGCAUCCUCCGUGCUCAAUUCGAGCAGAAGAUGGAUGUCCUGGAGAGCGGCUUGCUGCAGCCGAUUGAAGAGCUUCCGGCUCUCAAUGGAAAGAAGCGUCGAGCGCUCGCUACUUCAGGGCCGUCUGGCACCUCCAGCAUCCCCCAACUAGAUGGAGAGCUCGGUGUCGAGGACGAGAAAGAGGAGAAUGACGAUGAGGCAAUCAACUCGGAUCUCGAUGAUUCCGACGAGGAACAGAUUCAAGAGGGUGACGAUGACGGUCCUCAGGGCGAUACCAUGAUCUGCACGUACGACAAGGUCCAACGCGUCAAGAACAAGUGGAAGUGCACUCUCAAGGACGGUGUGCUUUCCACAGGCGGCAAGGACUACCUCUUCCAUAAAGCCCAAGGCGAAUUCGAGUGGUGA
Diplodia corticola is the source of this 1167-nucleotide messenger RNA. RefSeq names its product transcription factor tfiia complex subunit. The transcript has 4 exons. Gene Ontology annotation, cellular component: transcription factor TFIIA complex. The record is from RefSeq and is a predicted model, not a curated record. Gene Ontology annotation, biological process: transcription by RNA polymerase II; transcription initiation at RNA polymerase II promoter. Bases 1 to 1167 code for a protein of 388 amino acids. NCBI's taxonomy places the organism in Eukaryota, Fungi, Ascomycota, Dothideomycetes, Botryosphaeriales, Botryosphaeriaceae.